GAUUUAUGAUGUCCUGGGAUCCUGGCUGCUAAUAGCCAAACCUUGCCGUUCUAAUUUCAAACAAACAAAGCAGCAGAGGAACCACGCCUUUCAGAUGCCAGAAUGUUGGGGCUACUUCCAUGGCGUAAAUGGACCCUUUGCUCCAGAGUAUCUUAUAACAAGCCUUCCCCAUUCUUUGAGCAUCUUCCUCGUAUGCUCAAACACUCUCUGACUGGAGGGGAACAAGACGACAAUGUGAAGGACCCUCCAUUUUCUGCCGUCACCCCCAAAGCCCCAACACACCACAAAUCAGAGAAGAAGAAGAUUGCGAAAAGCUCACCGACUAAGAAUUCUAAAAAAUCUCCAGACUUUCCAUUGAUUUCUGAACUGCCGUUUGAUUUCCGGUACUCUUACUCGGAGACCAACCCGGCCAUCGAGCCUAUCGGUUUCCGCGAGCCGCCGAAAUUCUCUCCUUUUGGGCCUGGACGCCUUGACAGAAAAUGGACCGGGACUUGUGCUCCGGCGCCAUCUCCCGCGGACUUGGACAAAGUGGCCCAGGCGCGCCAAGCCGUUCUUGGAGAGCCGUUAACAGAGGAGGAAAUUGCCGAGCUUAUUGAGAAGUACCGGCACAAUAGUAACUGUUCUAGCCAAAUCAAUUUGGGGGUGGAGUGACACACAACAUGCUGGAAGACAUCCACAACCACUGGAAGAGGGCUGAAGCUGUUAGGAUCAAGUGCUUUGGUGUGCCAACUCUUGACAUGGAUAAUAUCUGCUUCCAUCUUGAGGACAAAUCAGGUGGCCAGAUUAUUUAUCGCCACAUAAAUGUGCUACUUCUAUUCCGUGGUCGGGGCUAUGAUCCAAAAAACAGACCAAUCAUCCCAUUGAUGCUGUGGAAGCCAUAUGCACCAAUUUAUCCAAAGCUAGUGAAGAAUGUUGCUGACGGCUUGACAUUUGAAGAAACGAAGGAAAUGAGAAGCAAAGGGCUUAGUUAUCCUCCCCUAACUAAACUUACUAGAAAUGGUGUCUAUGUAAAUGUGGUGGAGAAAGUCAGGGUGGCGUUUCAAACAGAAGAACUAGUAAGGUUAGACUGUUCCCAUGUGGGAACAAGUGACUGCAAGAGGAUUAGCGUUAAGUUACGGAUCCAUAUAUCUUGAGUGCAGGAUUUGGUACCUUGCGUCCCAAUCUUGGUCAAGGAUGAACAAGUUUUGCUAUGGAGGGGAAAGAGAGAUGAAGCUCAGAGGUCCGUCUUAUCAACGGAACAUGUAUCAGAGACAUGUUUGUAGAACACCUUUGCUCCCAUAUUAAAGACAUGUAGCCUCUUAAGCAAGUGUAAGGCAUGUUGUUAUCGUCCCAUGCUGAGCCAAAAAAUUGCAUAACUGAGAAAUACAGAAAUGAAGAAAGAAGAAAAGAAUAAAGAAGAGAAGGGAGAAUACGCAAAGACAAACCUGAUGAGCAGUUGCGAGUCUUGUGACUUGAUUCCUAUGUUUUUUGUCUCUUUAAGCCAUUCAGAUUUAUCCUCUUUAAGCUCAAAUUUGUCUUUUUCAUUACAAAAAACGGCUCAGGUUCAUGGUUCAAAUUCAAAUCAGAUGACGAAAUGAAUAUGGGUGACGCGGUGAGUGUCUUAAUCGAUGUCAGCUGUGCCUCAGUUUUGUUAUGUACAUCUCAGGUUUUUGUAGUACCCAAUGUAUUUUGACAAUCUUACACAAGAAGUUCCCAGCGAAGGACUGGACUAAGAAAGAAUUCCUAACUACGUAGUGACAGUCUAGAUCUUCUUUUCCCCUUUCCUUUCAUCUCUUGUCAUAUAUAUUGAAAUUUGAUCACGUGCGAUUUCUAGAAAUCCAUGUUGAGCUUGUUGGUUUUGGACUGAACUUUGUGUUGCUUGCUUUGAUGUAUCCCAUUUUUUGAUGAAUGAUUGUAGGUCGUGUUACAUUAUUGUGUAAAAAAAUGAUUUGUGUUAUUUGUAUAUGUAACCUUCGU
Molecule: messenger RNA, 1956 nt
Organism: Cuscuta epithymum
Lineage: Eukaryota; Viridiplantae; Streptophyta; Magnoliopsida; Solanales; Convolvulaceae
Source: the annotation of a GenBank genome assembly